AUGCCUCCCUCCAAGACCUCCAAUGGCUCCGGCGGCCAGGUCAGCCAUCGCCUGCGCAACUUUUUCCGCAUGAACACUGGCAGCAGCACCGGCAGCGGCUCUAGCGAGAAGGAGAAGGAUAAGACGCCAACUACCGCAUCCACCCCCGAUGCCGCAUCCAGCUCAAAAUCCUCCCGCCAUACAAAGUUCUUCAGCAACACCGUCGGUCGCCUGCGUGCCCACACCGUUGCCAGCGAGGGUAACCAGCUCGACGAGGCUAUGAGCCCGACUGCGCACGCGAACCCUUACUUCGCCCACCAGGGCCAGCCCGGAUUGCGUCAUCACAACGCCGGCUCCGUGCCCCCAAGCCCUCCCGAUACCCCGACCCUCAAGAUCCAGGGUCCCGACGGCACCAAUGCGGAGCAAGCCACCAGCGAGACCAAGGAGGAAUUGGCCCGGAGGCUGAGGAGGGUUGCUAGUGCCCCCAAUGCUCAGGGUCUGUUCUCCAAGGGCGAGGCUAAUGGCGACCGUCCUGCCACCGCCGAGUUGGGAAAAGACCCUCUCGUCGCCAACGGAUCCCUAGGAUCUCUCGGCCUCUUUGAGUCUAACAAGGCCAAUGCCGCAGAGACCAAGGCGCCGCCUACCACCAACGAGGACAUUCUCGCCGCUUUACCCGCCCCGCACACUGCCAUGGCCUUCCGAAGGACCUACAGCUCCAACUCGAUCAAGGUUAGGAAUGUCGAAGUGAACCCGUCAAGUUUCGACAAGAUUAAGCUCAUUGGCAAGGGAGAUGUCGGAAAGGUCUACCUUGUCAGGGAGAAGAAGAGUAGCCGCCUGUACGCCAUGAAGAUCCUGAGUAAGAAGGAAAUGAUCAAGCGAAACAAGAUCAAGCGAGCCCUUGCCGAGCAAGAAAUCCUGGCGACAAGCAACCAUCCUUUCAUCGUCACCCUCUAUCACUCGUUCCAGUCCGAGGAUUACCUCUACCUAUGCAUGGAGUACUGCAGUGGUGGCGAGUUCUUCCGCGCACUCCAGACCCGUCCCGGAAAGUGUAUUCCCGAGGAGGAUGCUCGCUUCUACGCUGCCGAAGUGACAGCCGCUCUCGAGUACUUGCAUCUGAUGGGCUUCAUCUACCGUGAUCUGAAGCCAGAAAACAUUCUCCUACAUCAAUCUGGUCACAUCAUGCUCUCGGACUUUGAUUUGUCAAAACAGUCCGACCCUGGUGGUAAGCCCACCAUGAUUGUUGGAAAGAACGGCGCCAGGACGGAUGCCCUCCCGACCAUCGACACGAGAUCAUGUAUUGCCAACUUCCGCACCAACUCAUUUGUCGGCACAGAGGAGUACAUUGCGCCGGAGGUCAUCAAGGGUAGCGGCCACACUAGUGCUGUUGACUGGUGGACGUUGGGAAUCCUCAUCUAUGAGAUGCUCUACGGAACCACACCCUUCAAGGGCAAGAACCGCAAUGCCACUUUUGCAAACAUUCUGCGGGAGGAUAUCCCCUUCCCAGACCAUGCUGGCGCGCCGCAAAUCUCCAACUUGUGUAAGUCCUUGAUCAGGAAACUGCUCAUCAAGGAUGAAAACCGCCGAUUGGGAGCUCGAGCCGGUGCUUCGGAUAUCAAGGCGCACCCCUUCUUCCGAACGACACAGUGGGCUUUGAUCCGCCACAUGAAGCCCCCGAUUGUCCCCCACGCUGGUCGGGGUAUCGACACGGUCAACUUUCGCAACGUCAAGGAAAGUGAGAGCGUCGACUUGAGCGGAUCUAGGUCGAUGAACCUUAAGGGCGUUCCCUUGGACAGCGGGCUGUCAACGCCAGGUGGAGAUAUUGCGGACCCGUUCCUCGAGUUCAACAGCAUCACGCUUCAUCACGACGGAGACGAGGACUCGCAUCACCAUCACAACAUCUCAAACGACCACAGCCCUUAA
Molecule: messenger RNA, 1899 nt
Organism: Ilyonectria robusta
Lineage: Eukaryota; Fungi; Ascomycota; Sordariomycetes; Hypocreales; Nectriaceae
Product: kinase-like domain-containing protein
Exons: 4
Coding region: 1-1899 (632 amino acids)
Biological process (GO): protein phosphorylation
Cellular component (GO): plasma membrane; cytoplasm; nucleus
Molecular function (GO): ATP binding; protein serine/threonine kinase activity
Source: RefSeq, a predicted model, not a curated record